This is a messenger RNA of Priapulus caudatus, 2704 nucleotides long. Its product is annotated as protein cereblon-like. The record is from RefSeq and is a predicted model, not a curated record. Lineage: Eukaryota; Metazoa; Priapulida; Priapulimorpha; Priapulimorphida; Priapulidae. Bases 75 to 1463 code for a protein of 462 amino acids. The transcript is spliced from 9 exons.
UGAUUGGUUGGCAUCGCGUAGGAGGAAAGUGGGCGGGGCCUGUCUCCCACGAUGCACUUUGGUAAACAGAAAUCAUGGCCGGAGAUGACAUGCGAAUGAUGUUAUUGAAUGAUGAAGAUCCGUCUGGUAUGCACUACUCGGAGCGCACGGAUGAGGACGAGGAAGCGGUGGCGCCACCUGGCGACGUCGCCGCGGCAACGAAGUCCGACCCGCCGACCAUCAUCAACAUAACAUACGACAUGAACCUUCCCAUGACACACAGCUACCUAGGUGAUGACCUUGAGGAGGUGAGUGGACGCGCCAUACUGGAGGAGGACACGUGCGUAAACGUUCUCCUCAUGUCGAUGCCGGACGUCAUCCUCGUCCCAGGACAGAUCCUUCCUCUCAAGCUGUUUCAGCAUCGGCUCGUCUCGCUCAUGAAACACAUCAUCAUGCAACGCGACAAGAUAUUUGGCAUGGUCGCCUACAGUGCGGCGAUGCCCGUCCACGCAUCCGUCGGUACGCUCGCGGAGGUUUACUCCUACAAGGAAGACGCCGACACGCUGUUCGAAACGCUCUGCGUGAAAGCGAUGGGGCGCCAACGGUUCCGCAUCCAGGAGACGUGGCGGCAAGCGGACGGGAACAUACUGGCAAAGGUUCGGAUCCUUCCCGAGAUCACGCUUCCGGAUUUCCUGGAGGGAGCACGGCCGGACAGCUGGAGGAAGUUCAAUAUUGCUCCGCUGAGGGCCGGGAGCAAGGCGCGCAUGUCCUGGAGCGAGGGAGAUGGCUUCUACCUGCAACUGAAGUCAACUUAUAGGAAGUAUGACCGACUUGCUAGCGCUAUACUCACGUCUUGGCCACGAUGGGUAUACAAGCAGUACGAUACCAAUCACCUCGUCGCGGCGAUAAAGAAGGAGCUUCGCAGCUGGAACGAAAUGAUAAACGUCGACAACCUUCCCAUCGACCCGGCGAUGCUCUCCUAUUGGGUGACGGCAAACCUGCCGCUAGAGGACGCCACCCGUCUAGAGAUGCUCACGAUCAACAGCGCGGUGCAGCGACUGCGCGCCCUGCUGGCGAUUCUACUGAAGUGUUCGGUGCUGCGGUGCAGCGAGUGUCGCGCGGACAUCGCCGGGAAACGCGACGUGUUCUCGAUGUCGCUCGGCGGGCCGAUGGCGGCGUACGUCAACCCGGGCGGACACGUUCACGAGAUGAUCACCGUCAUCGCCGCGAGAAACCUGCACCUAGUCGGAGGGCCGUCGACCGAAAACAGCUGGUUCCCCGGGUACGCGUGGACGAUACUGAACUGCCGCGGCUGCCACCAGCACAUGGGAUGGAAGUUUACGGACGUGAGCGGGGACCGGCGCCUCGAGCCUCACCAGUUCUGGGGUCUGUGUCGUGGAUCGCUUGUCCCCGGACUCUCCCGCCCCGGCAAUGCCGACAACGACGAUGCAGACGACAACGACGGUGUGGUCUACGUCAUGUGACUCUCUUCCCACCAAUGGUAGAGAUCGCGCGCGACAGCAACAUAGUCAUGUGACAGAGCCGUGAUGUAGUGAUUGUCGGUGUGAUAAGUCGCGGGGCGGCAUCCAGUAGACAAGCACUCAGAGUCAGCCCUUACCGUGUGCCAGGGCCCGUACCAUGAACAUAUUAUAUAUCUCAUAAUUUAUAUGUAUAUAUGUAUAUAUAUAUAUAUAUGCAUUAUAUACAUAGAAUUUAAUAUAUAUUCCAUCUCACGUGAGAUGUUCAUAUGUUCAUGCCGGUACAUAUACAGACUGUUGUUUCAGCUAUACCCCACCCCCUUCCCAUAUCAAGCCACAUAUUUUAAUAGCAACCUGCUUGUUAUUAGAAGCUAAUAAUGCAUAUUAUUAGCUAUUGAUCUUAUACAUGAUGUUCAACAUAUAUUAUGUAAAGGUCAGUUUCUGGUGCUCAUAGUGUGUGUGUAUCAUCUGGUAGUCGUACUCGCAAAGACAUCAUUGCUGUAGCUAUGCACAUGUGCCCACACACUCCUGCAUUAAUCGACACCUGUCUACAAACUAUACGUCAUGUCCCUUAAUUGCUUACAGUAACUUGGAGUUGGCUUAAAGUAACUUUGUACGUACAGCUUCUAUAAAUAAAAACAAAGUUCAAACAUGACAAAGCUUAAGCAACAUCAUGCACAGGGCUAAAUGCAUCUGAAACAAUCCGAGGAUCAUGUUAGAAUCUGUGUUGCUAAAUGCAUCUGUGAUGUGUUGACAUUGUCCGUGUACACUUGAAAGCUCUCCACUUCUGAUCAUGAAAGAGUAAUCAUCAGAAUAUUUCACCAAGAUGAGAAGCGUAUCUUAACAACUAUUCACGGUAAAUUUAUUUUCUAAUAUUUGCGUCACUUGAGGUCCAUUUAAAAAAUGCUGACGCGUUGAAUCGGUUCUGGAUUCUCACUCUGUAAUCACUUUGUUUUCAUCAUGUUACCACGCAAAUUACUAUUUUGGUGUGAAAACAUAUUGAUUCGGAAAACGGUUUUUUAUCAUUUUAUUUUAUAGUGUUAGCUCUGAUUACGGCUUUACUGACGACUUGUCUUUUGACCCGAGAAAAAACGUUGUUUAGAUUCGGUAAUGUGUGUUUACCAAGUGAAUGUAUAAAAUGUAAAUAUUUGUGCGAACUCGUUAGUAGUUUUCUAAAAAUGAGGGAAUUAAAAAACACGAUAUUUAAUACGUAUAACUUGAAAUAAAAUUCGUAGUCGAAACCUUUU